UGUGUCAACAAAUGAUGUUUUGUUUGUAUGUGUGUUGUCAUCACUGAUACAAUUGUCCAUCAAUUGAUCCAAACAGUGAUAUUAUCUGUGACUUCAAUUUGGUUACCAAUUGAUUAUAAGCACUGAUAUUAUAUUUACUUUAAGACGUUUACUAUAAUUGAAAUUACUAUUAAUUGUCGGAAAAUAUAUCCAAAUAAGUGGUAAAUAAUCGCAUAAAACACGUGGCAUUCAUUGAAUCAAUUAGUUUAAGACAUGAGUGGUAAAUCUGGUCCCAAUUUAACUCAAUUGUUCAUCGAUUUGCAUCGAUUGGAUCAGUCAGGCGAAUAUGAAAAGGCCAUUAAAGUGACCGAUAAGAUUUUAAAUGAAGAAAAGGACAAUCAGAAGGCCAUCGAGUGUCGAAUUGUCUGUCAAAUCCAAUUGGGUUUGUUUGAAGAGGCCAUCAAACAAAUCAAUGAUUGUCCCAACAAUAACUCAGACGAUUUAAUGUAUCAAAAGGCUUAUUGCGAAUAUCGUCUCAAUAAUGUUGAAGAAGCCAUCAAUACAUUAGAUUUAAUUAAAGAACAAGACUUUCACGUUAAGGAAUUGAGAGCACAGGCAUUAUAUCGUUUGGAGAGAUUUAAAGAGUGUUACGAUUUUUAUGUGGAUUUGAUUAAGAAUUCUGACGAUGACUAUGAAGAUGAGAGACAAACAAAUUUGGCUGCAGUUGUCGGUAGUCUUAGUAUUAACGGUGACAGCAAUUGGACAAAAAGCAAACCCGAUAUCGAAGAAGUGACUUAUGAACUCUGCUAUAACAAGGCGUGCUUUCUAUUGGGUGCUCAACGCUAUGAGGAAGCGCUUCAAAUGCUUAAUACUGCUGAAGAUAUGUGUCGAAAGACAUUGGAAGAAGAAGGUGCCACUGAAGAAGAAAUUGAUUCAGAAUUGGCUAUAAUUAGGGCUCAAAUAGCGUUUUGCUAUCAAAUGCAGAAAAAGGAGGAAACGGCUCUUCGGAUGUAUAAUCAAAUUCUCAAGAAGAAACCCGACGACGUCGCUCUGUUAGCCGUUGUAUCAAAUAAUGUCGUUUCCAUAAAUAAAGACCAGAAUGUGUUUGACUCGCGAAAGAAAAUGAAAUCAGCGUUAAGUGAUUUAAUUGAAUCAAAAUUAAGUCAUAUCCAGAAACAAACCAUUGUUUUUAAUAAUUGCCUUUUACUUCUUCAUACAAACCAAAAUGAUUUACUUCGCAAUCAAUUAAAAGAAAUUAAAACAAAAUAUCCUCAACAGACCUCCAAAGCUCUUCUGUUAGAAGCAGCUCUUCUUUGUAAAGAAAAGAAAGUAAGCGAUGCCAUCAAAUUUCUUAAACAAUCAAUCAGUGAUAAGCCAGGUCUGUAUCUUGAAGUGUCAUUGAUUUUGACACAACUUUAUAUUAAAAAUGGAGACAUUGCUGACGCGUGUAAAGUGUUGAACUUAUUGGGAGAUUUAACAUAUAAACCGGCAAUAAUUUCCACAUUAAUUACAUUAUAUCUUCAUUUGGAUGACAAAAAAUCGGCGACAAAUCUUUUGACAAAUGCUGUCAAUUGGUUCGAAAAGAAUAUGCCUCAAAGUUCAGAGUUAUUUUCGUUAUAUCGAGAAAACGCCCGAUUCUUGUUAGAGACAAAUCAACCGAAAGCAGCGGUCGAUCUUUUGGAACGUUUGCGUAAAAAUAAUCCAAAAAGUCCUAAAAUAGUGUCACUUUUGAUAAGUGCGUACUCAAGAUUUGAUCCCAAGAAAGCUAAUGAAAUAAGCAAAGAUCUGCCACCAAUUGAGAGUAUUGUUGAGGAAAUCGAUGUACAACUGUUAGAGACUAGCAAUUGGUCUUUGGGUGUUAAAUAUGUCAAGAAGAUGACUAAAACAGAGACACCGAAUGCUAAUCAACAAUCAAAGACCGAGAAAAAGAAGAAAAAGAAAAAGAAGAUCAAACUUCCCAAGAAUUACGAUCCAAAAGUAGAACCCGAUCCCGAAAGAUGGCUUCCAAGAUAUGAGAGAUCAACAUAUAAGAAGAAGAAAGACAAACGCGGACAAUACGCUAUAGGAAAGGGAACUCAAGGAGCAGUUGGAGGAGUAGUUGAAACUAAAGCAACGACACCGAAAACUUCAUCGACAACUGUUAGCUCACCUCAAGGUCCGAGACAACAGAGACCGACACAAAAGAAAAAGAAAACCACAAAAAAGAAAUAAAUAAAUUUUAUAUAUUUUUAUUUAAUAUAUACGAUCCAUGUAUUGAUUUUUUAAUAAAUAAAAUAACAUUAAAAUUUGACAUUUACAAUUUA
Molecule: messenger RNA, 2282 nt
Organism: Oppia nitens
Lineage: Eukaryota; Metazoa; Arthropoda; Arachnida; Sarcoptiformes; Oppiidae
Gene: Srp72
Product: signal recognition particle subunit SRP72-like
Exons: 9
Coding region: 253-2190 (645 amino acids)
Biological process (GO): SRP-dependent cotranslational protein targeting to membrane
Cellular component (GO): signal recognition particle, endoplasmic reticulum targeting
Molecular function (GO): protein binding; 7S RNA binding; ribosome binding
Source: RefSeq, a predicted model, not a curated record